Spodoptera litura is the source of this 2681-nucleotide messenger RNA. NCBI's taxonomy places the organism in Eukaryota, Metazoa, Arthropoda, Insecta, Lepidoptera, Noctuidae. The record is from RefSeq and is a predicted model, not a curated record.
CAUAAGUUCUGUUUUAGCAAUACAUGAAUACAGAAUUUGGGUCUUGAGUGGGAGCAGUUCCUAUCAAAAUGGACCUCGCAGUGACAAAAGAUCGAGUGUUUUUCACAAUAAAUGGAAGAAAAUGUAGCGCGGGUUCCGAGUUCACAGUGGACUUGACAUUGAACCAGUACAUUCGGCAAUAUGGGGAGCUUCGUGGCACGAAGUACAUGUGCAAGGAAGGUGGAUGCGGCGUCUGUGUGGUCAACGUCAGAGCUCAUGCAGCUGGUACACAAGAAUAUACCACGUUUUCCGUUAAUUCUUGUCUUGUUUCUAUCAUGUCAUGCGAUGGUUGGGACAUAACGACUAUAGAAGGUAUUGGCAACAGAAAGAUUGGCUACAACAUCAUUCAGAAACGACUCAACCAUUUCUUUGGGUCCCAAUGUGGUUACUGCAGUCCAGGGUUUGUGAUGAGCAUGUACAGCCUCGCACAGGGCAGUGACCGCCAUCUAACUGAAGCAGAAAUAGAAAACUCUUUCGGUAGCAACCUUUGUAGGUGUACAGGCUACCGUCCCAUUUUAGAAGCAUUCAAAUCUUUUGCCGUCCAUCCAGACGCAAAUAUAUUGAAGAAGAUAAAAGAUAUUGAAGAUAUAUCUGAACAAAUAUGCCCGAAAUCCGGUAAAACGUGUGGAGGCACAUGUGGGAUAAAUGAGGAAUGGUGUUUAGUAAAUAUGAAUAAUACGAGUGCUUCGGAUUUGCCUAAGAAAAUAUGUCUCGCCGAUGGACGGUUGUGGUUCUCCGUUAGCGAUAUAAGAUCAAUAUUUGCUGUUUUGGACGAUGUUGGGCAUGAGUCUUAUAUGCUCGUCGCUGGUAACACCGCAAAAGGAGUCCGUCCAAUGUUAUUUUAUCCGAAGUUAUUGAUAGAUAUAAGCGAUGUAAAGGAAUUGGCGACUCACUACAUAGAUGUGAACUUAGUACUUGGAGCUAACAUGACAUUGACUGAUACGAUGCACUUAUUCAAGGAGUUGGCUCAAUCCAAUGAGGAUUUCUGGUACCUGCACAUAUUGUAUGAGCAUAUGGAUAAAGUGGCUCACAUACCGGUGCGAAAUAUUGGGACUUUAGCCGGCAAUUUGGUAUUAAAAAAUUCGGACCCAAGUUUUCAAUCAGAUAUUUUUCUUUUAUUGGACUGUGUUGGGGCUAUGGUAACAUUAGUGGACCGUGAUAUGAGACAGACUGAUAUGAAUUUGCCGGAAUUUUUGACGACAAAUCUUAAAGGGAAAGUUAUGACACAGAUAAAACUGCGUCCUUUGUCUCGUCACUAUGAAUUAGUGACUUAUAAGAUUACGCCGAGAGAACAAAAUGCUCAGGCAGACGUAAAUUCUGGCUUUCUUUUGAAAUUCAACUCUCAUACACAUCUUGUUGAAGAAGCGUCUAUUGUGUAUGGUAAUAUUAAUCCAUCAUUCACCCACGCUUAUGAGACGGAAAGGUUUUUAAUUGGACGUAAUAUAUUUAAUAACAACGUCCUACAAUCUGCUCUGCAUAUCUUGGAACGAGAAAUAGAUCCCAGUAUCCGACCACCGUAUCCACCGCCGUGUGUUCGGAAGAAAGUGGCUCUUGGACUUUUCUAUAAGUGUAUUAUAAAGUUAUGCCCAAAAGACAUACUGAACCCGAUCUAUAAGUCAGGAGCUACAACCCCUAGUGAUGACAGACCGCCAGUCAGCCGUAGCUAUCAAGAAUAUGACACGGAUAAGAAAGACUAUCCUAUAACACAACCAUUACUAAAGAAGGAAGGAAUGAUUCAAUGUGCAGGCGAAGCUGAGUAUUGUGACGAUAUACCCACUAUCAAAGAUGAAGUCUUUGCAGCUUUUGUGCUCUCUACGGUAGCAAGAGGAGAUAUUGAAAGUAUUGAUAGUUCUGAAGUCAUGAAAGUGGACGGUGUAUUAGCAGUGCUAACAUCUGUAGACAUACCAGGUGUAAAUAGCAUACUUCGCGGAGAUUUUCUCCUAAUGUUUGAAAAUGAAGAACUUUUAGUUAGUACCAAGGUAAAUUUUUAUAAUCAACCAGUUGCUAUCGUCGUUGCAACGUCUCAAGAACUGGCUGACAAAAUGGCCCAAGUAGUAAAAGUAAACUAUAGGAAUGUUCCAAAAAGACCACUCAUUUUUACUAUUGAAGAUGCAAUACAUGCGCCAAAAGAGGAAAACAGACUUAUUCCAUAUCCAGGAAUAGUACCAACUGAUAGAGGAGCCAAUGUCAGGAAGAUUAUUAAAGGAACAUUUAUCAGUCCAUUGCAGUAUCAUCACAUGAUGGAGCUUCAUACAACUGUUACAAUACCAGUCGAUAAUGGUUAUGACGUUAUAUCGUCAGCUCAAUACCUGGAUAUUACACAGGCAGCAAUCGCUAAACUUUUGAAGAUUCCCGAGAGUUUGAUAACGGUAAAAACAAGAAGACUAGGAGGUGGUUUUGGAUGCAAGAUCAGCAGAAACAAUUUUGCAGCAUGUGCCACGGCUUUAGUGGCAAAUAAACUUAAUAAAACAUGUAGAAUGUCUAUGUCGAUGACAAAUAUUAUGCGUGCUACCGGAAAGAGACCAAAUACCAGACUUGAUUAUGAGGUGGUUUUGAAGGAAUAUCUGGAAUAGAACACAUAAUGGACCAUAUAGCCGAAGAGCUAAAUGCAGAUCCGAUAGAAGUACGUAUGGCUAACUAUC